UCAUCCAACAGAACCUCUGGCAAAGCUGGUGCGGUACAUCUGCAAGCAGAGGCAGUGUAAACUGAGUGUGACCCCCAGCGACAGGACUGCCGAGCUCAACAGCUACCCACGCUUCAGUGACUGGCUGUAUAUCUUCAACGUGAGGCCUGAGGUGGUGCAGGAGAUUCCCCAAGAGCUGACACUGGAUGCCUUGCUAGAGAUGGAUGAGUCCAAGGCGAAGGAGAUCCUGCAGCGUUGGGGGGCCAAUGCUGAGGAGUGUAGCCGGCUACAGCAAGCCCUCACCUGCCUGCGGAAGGUGACCCGCCUGGGAGGGGAUCACAAAGAGGACUCUGGUUGGAAUUCAGCAGACACACAGCGGGAAAGUAGUUCUGGACCUUCUGUGGACAUGCUCUCCCCACUGGGCAGAGUGGGUGCCAGUACCCAGGCCCCUCGUUCCGUCUCCGUGUCAGCCCUGCCUGCCUCGGACUCUCCAGUCCCUGGCCUCAGUGAGGGCCUCUCGGACACCUGUAUCCCCUUGCACACUGGUGGCUGGCUGAACCCCCGGACCCUACACAGCUUCAUCACACCCCCUACCACACCCCAACUACGACGCCACGCCAAACUGAAGCCGCCGAGGACACCCCCACCACCAAGCCGCAAGGUCUUCCAGCUGCUGCCCAACUUCCCGACACUCACACGCAGCAAGUCCCAUGAGUCCCAGCUGGGAAACCGAAUCGAUGAAGUCUCCCCAAUGAAGUUUGAUCUCCCUCAUGGAUCCCCACAACUGGUACGAAGGGAUAUCGGGCUCUCAGUGACACACAGGUUCUCCACAAAGUCAUGGUUGUCGCAGGUCUGCAACGUGUGCCAGAAGAGUAUGAUGUUUGGAGUCAAGUGCAAACACUGCAGGUUGAAAUGUCACAACAAGUGCACCAAGGAAGCCCCCGCCUGCAGAAUAUCCUUCCUCCCACUAGCCAGGCUUCGGAGGACAGAGUCUGUCCCCUCAGACAUCAACAACCCGGUGGACAGAGCAUCAGAGCCCCAUUUUGGAACCCUCCCCAAGGCCCUGACAAAGAAGGAGCAUCCUCCAGCCAUGAACCUGGACUCCAGCAGCAACCCAUCCUCCACCACGUCCUCCACACCCUCUUCACCGGCGCCCUUCCUGACCUCAUCUAACCCCUCCAGUGCCACCACGCCCCCCAACCCCUCACCUGGCCAGCGGGACAGCAGGUUCAACUUCCCAGCUGCCUCCUUCAUUCAUCAUAGACAGCAGUUUAUCUUUCCAGACAUUUCAGCCUGUCCCCAGGCAGCCCCGCUCUCCAGCACAGCCGACACUACACGGCUCGAGGACCAGCCCAAAGCAGAUGUGCUGGGUGUUCAUGAAGCAGAGGCUGAGGAGCCUGAGGCUGGCAAGUCCGAGGCGGAAGAUGAUGAGGACGAGGUGGAUGACCUCCCCAGCUCCCGCCGGCCCUGGCGGGGUCCCAUCUCUCGAAAAGCCAGCCAGACUAGCGUGUACCUACAGGAGUGGGACAUCCCUUUCGAACAGGUGGAACUAGGAGAGCCCAUUGGGCAGGGCCGCUGGGGCCGGGUGCACAGAGGCCGAUGGCAUGGCGAGGUGGCCAUUCGGCUGCUGGAGAUGGACGGCCACAAUCAGGACCACCUGAAGCUGUUCAAGAAGGAGGUGAUGAAUUACAGGCAGACCAGGCAUGAGAACGUGGUGCUCUUCAUGGGGGCCUGCAUGAACCCACCACACCUGGCCAUCAUCACCAGUUUCUGCAAGGGACGGACGUUGCACUCAUUCGUGAGGGACCCCAAGACGUCUCUGGACAUCAACAAGACGAGGCAGAUCGCUCAGGAGAUCAUCAAGGGUAUGGGGUAUCUUCAUGCCAAGGGCAUCGUGCACAAAGACCUCAAGUCCAAGAAUGUCUUUUAUGACAAUGGCAAAGUGGUCAUCACGGACUUUGGACUGUUUGGGAUCUCUGGCGUGGUCCGGGAGGAACGGCGGGAGAACCAACUGAAGCUGUCCCAUGACUGGCUGUGCUACCUGGCCCCUGAGAUUGUACGAGAAAUGACACCCGGGAGGGAUGAGGAUCAGCUGCCCUUCUCCAAAGCGGCUGAUGUCUAUGCGUUUGGGACUGUGUGGUAUGAACUACAGGCGAGAGACUGGCCCUUCAAGCACCAGCCCGCAGAGGCCUUGAUCUGGCAGAUUGGAAGUGGGGAAGGAGUGAGGCGCGUCCUGGCAUCCGUCAGCCUGGGAAAGGAAGUCGGCGAGAUCCUGUCUGCGUGCUGGGCUUUCGACCUGCAGGAAAGACCCAGCUUCAGCCUGCUGAUGGACAUGCUGGAGAAGCUGCCCAAGCUGAACCGGCGACUCUCCCAUCCUGGGCACUUUUGGAAGUCGGCUGAGUUGUAGGCCUGGCUGUCUUGCAUGUCCUUCCUCCUAAUCGCCAGCUCAGCUCCGUGACUUCUGCUAAGACUCAAAGGCCAGCAGGCACUAACCCAGGGGAUGCCAUCUCUGCUGGUCCGGUCUCCUCCCUGCAGACUCCUUCCUGAGCUCUGUUUUUAACAACAGCCCCUCCCCUCCACGUGGCCUGUGGGUACCUGACUUGAGUCACUGUCAGGGGAGGAUGGCACUAACAGAUGACCUCUCGAGGCAGAAGAACAGCUUUCAGCUGCCUUCGUGGAUGAGACGGUCUUUUCUCUCUCGUUCUCCCAAGACUGGCUCUUGCUUGUGUUCCUCUGAUCCCUAGCCCCUACUAACACCUUAAUGAGCCCUUGCUGAGCGUGCUCAGAGGAUGGGGAGGGCUUGGCGAUCCUGGGACAUUGUCCUGCAAGGGGUAUAGUGGUUCAGAACUGUCCCGAGCUAGCACUGAGGUCAUGGGCCCUGUCUGGAGUUCUCUGUCUAUCUGGUGAAGACAAAGGACAGUCAGCAUGCAAACACACGUGUACACACACACACACACACACACACACACACACACCCUGAGUUGCUGUGAAAGGCAUCAGUUCAAAAGGGCUGGAUCCUUAGGAACCACACUCAGAAACAUCGUAAACCAAGUGGUAUCUGUCACUCAGUGAUGGAGGAAGAGCUGCUGUCACAUCUGCUAGGGGUUCCACGCCCUGACUGGAUCCAUACAAAUGCACUCAGGAUUCUGCUCCAUGCUGGCUCCAUUUCUAAAAGGAGUGUGUGACAUCAGUCCUGGCCCGGGUCCUCAGUCACUCACCAGUUUCACAUCCACAUGGAGCGGCCAGUGAGGAAACGGCCUCCGUGAGCCCACAACGGCUACUGCCAUGCUGGGUGCUGGCAAGUCACAUGAACAAGCCAUGUCACUGUUUCCCUUAUCCCACUAGGUGGGGAAUGUAGCCAAGGCCCAGAACUUAGGGUGGCCAGGAGCAGCUCUGCCAAGGCUAUGGACCGAGUCCUCACUCAGAUCCUCUGCUAAGCAUAGCCAGCAACUCCUUAACUCUGGUCAAAAGCAGCAGAGCCAUAACCCGUGUCUCUGCUCCUCUCUGCAGCAUCAACAACAGCAAAGUCAUGCCCCGCUUUGAAAGGUUUGCCCUGGGGGCCCUGGAGCCCAGUAACCCCAAGAUGUAGCCAGCCAUGCACAUACGUGCAGAAGUAUCUUCCUUUCUGAAACAUGAUUAUGAAACACGCAAACUACCACCAGGAGGAAUCAGAGAAGCCUUGCGUGGCAAGCUACAGACCAGGAGAGUCACUCCUCCGUGAAGAGUGCGCGUUACAGAGGUGUGUGGGGCUCAGGAUCGGAGCCAUACAUGCCUCUCCAGAUGACACCACUACAGCCAGUGUUUACAUAGAGGUCUCUGCCCCGCAGACUUGGUGUUUUACAGUAGUUAAUAAAAUUCUGCAGAGGGGUGCUGGCACUUCGGAGCAAAGAAAUACCCCCCAACACUCCCUUCUCUAAGACCCUGCUACAUCGAGGGGCCCAGGGUUGAGCGAGAAGGAGGAAAAGCUGCACGAUCAUGACAGGAUGUUUCCCGGGCCUAUGCUUUGACCCUGAUCCCUGCUGGUCCCUCUGUUUGUCCUGUAAGGAACUCCAACCCUUUCUUAGCUUGCAUAGGAAACCCUGGCUAGGAGCCCAUCUGGAUUAUGGUCAGGACUUCCUGAAGAGUUUGAAUUCAGUCUCUGCUCUGAUCUGGGCUUGUUGUGCUAAAAAGUACAGACCGAAUCCAAGUGGCUUCUAGAUGGAGCUGAGGAUUCUACCGCAGAGGAAGGAAACAGCCACGCAUCUGUGGAGACAUCUGCUGCUUCUCUGAGGACUCCAGGCAGACAUGAAGGCUAUGGAACUCAGCCUCUAUCAUCACUCACACACCAGUGUGCCUCAUGUCAGCCCCCAGAGCCAAGAGCUAGCCCAUCAGCUGUGUGUACACUGAGUUCUUUCUUGGUUGAUGAGAAUAGGGAAGGUGGCAAAUACAGCCUGUGAUGACCCUAGCACUUUAAAACUCUUGUCCGGGUCAUGUCCGAAGAUUCUAGACCUUCCACCACUUCUACUACCCCAGUCGCAUUGCAGCCUUCUAGCCCAUUCUGACCCCUGUGACCCUGAGCUCAGAUGAGGGCAUGAGGCUGACCAGACACUUGAGCCAGAUGCACCUAGUAGGUCCCUACCUGUGAGUCUCAGACUUCUGUUAAUGCCAGUGAGCAGGAGGGGCUGGAUUAGGGCGAAUCACACGUGCUCCACAGGAACUGUCACCUGCAGAGGUUGGGCAGCGGGGACGGAAUGGGAGUGGAGAAGCAGGUAGAUUAGGGCCGUAGGCUUACAGACCCUCUGUGGAGUGGCCAUGUGGCUCUCUCGGUUAAACACCAACUAAAGCCUCAGUUUUCAGAGCCUGUCCUAGGGCCAGGGUCCGGUUCUGGUAGACAGGCCAUUCUCUGGACAGUUGUAGGAUCCUCCCCAUACCCUACCCCACCCCCAGCACAGUUGUCCAUGCCCCAGGAGAGCUGGGCCAGUAGCAUCUUGACCCUGCCCCAGUGUAGGGGGAUGGGGAAGACCUGUGAGCCUGAGUUCAGCUCUGUCCUCUGAAAUGUCACGUCACUUCCCCAUUCCUUUGGCUGUCCACCCCAGCCCUUGGUAUGGCCUCCCCACUCCAGGACCCCAGUGUAGCUGCUCUGUGGCUGUCUCAUGUCUGUACUUCUCAGAGGCCGCAGUGCCUGAGCCUCUGCCGUUCUUUCACUUUGUGAAUGGUGUGAUGUUGGCCUCCCCUCACAGGGAGAACAUGAGCCAUCAGGCUGGCAUCUGAGUCAACCCUUUCCCUCAGCACCAAACCACAGACAACAUGACACACAGCCUACUGACAGUGAGCCUGGGUCUGUCUCUGUGUGGUGAACAUCUCAGUUCAGAAAGCUUUGAGCCCUUGCAGUGUAUGUGGUCCUGUGCUGGGGACCAGAUAGGAAUAGUCAUGGUCCCUGCCUUAAGGAGCUGAUCAUCUGCUGGGGGCCUAUAUGCAGGGAACCCGAAACUGCCACUUGGCUCCAAGGGUGGAGCUAUAGUGCUGGGACCCUCCACAUGUCCCCUCCAAGCCCUUCCCCUGUACUGCCCUUCAUUUUAAAAAGUCCCCAUCAUGACCCCUGCUUCCUUUUUGACUUAAGUGACUGUGAAUCGAGGUUAGGAAAGUUUGCCUCCUCUGUGCUGUCCUUGUCUCCUGGGAAACGCAUGAAGGACAACAGAUACUGUGAAUUCAGCCCCCAUAGCCACUGUGAAGGCAAUGAAAAAGGCUUGAGCUGCAGAGGGCCUGCCCACCUAAGGUCUGAGUCCAGGCACCCUGUGUUCCCAGCCUCACCUCCAAGGAGGCUUUUAGCCAUCAGAGUGGUGGCGAAGUCAUGAAUCCUAGCUAGUGCUGGCCUGGUCGCUCCUAUGCACCAAUCGGAACUCUUGGCCAUUGUCUCCUUGUGGUCCAGGCAUGGAGCGGCAAGCCUGUGUUGCUCUGUAGCGACAGAGUGGGGUGAAAUAGCCAUGCUAUGCUGCAGUGCUAGCCAGGACGUCAUCUGUGUGGGCUCCCAGUGUCUUCUGUGGCCACAGGGCACACGUUUAUUUGCUUAUUUUGAAUGUGAUGUAAAAUUUGUACAGUAAAAGUUUUUAUAUUUUCUAUCAAUUGCAUUUGUCUUCCAGAAAUGCUUUAAUUUAAAUUAAAAUGAUUAGUCUCGAUGAGCGUGUUAUAUUGUAUUGGGGUGUUUGCCACUGUUAAGAAUGUACCCUCUGGCUGAGCCAGGCCUAAGGGUCUGGGGUUUGUGAAUAAAGUUUUACCAAGGUC
Messenger RNA from Mesocricetus auratus (golden hamster), 6240 nucleotides. RefSeq names its product kinase suppressor of ras 1 (gene Ksr1). The record is from RefSeq and is a predicted model, not a curated record. Gene Ontology annotation, molecular function: ATP binding; protein kinase activity. The transcript has 20 exons. Gene Ontology annotation, biological process: protein phosphorylation. The coding region runs from base 200 to 2386 and encodes 728 amino acids. NCBI's taxonomy places the organism in Eukaryota, Metazoa, Chordata, Mammalia, Rodentia, Cricetidae.